Messenger RNA from Morone saxatilis (striped sea-bass), 8328 nucleotides. It is a transcript of the gene adgrb2, whose product is annotated as adhesion G protein-coupled receptor B2. Gene Ontology annotation, biological process: adenylate cyclase-activating G protein-coupled receptor signaling pathway; negative regulation of angiogenesis; peripheral nervous system development. NCBI's taxonomy places the organism in Eukaryota, Metazoa, Chordata, Actinopteri, Moronidae. The coding region runs from base 7 to 5040 and encodes 1677 amino acids. Gene Ontology annotation, cellular component: plasma membrane. Gene Ontology annotation, molecular function: G protein-coupled receptor activity. The record is from RefSeq and is a predicted model, not a curated record. The transcript has 33 exons.
CAUAGGAUGAACACUGCUGGUGGGGUGUGUCUGUCUGUGCUGUCCUCUCUCCUGGCUGUGGCUGGGGCCCUGGCUGCCGUGUCUGCCCUCGCUCUAGCUCCUCUCUCUGCCCUGGCUGAGGCUGCCUAUGGGGUUGCCGAUGGCGUCCCCAGCACCGGGGCAGAAGGGGCCCCUUCGCCCAUCUCCUCACCAUGUUCCAGUCUGGUAGCUGGGGUGCUCUAUGGCUCUUUCUCCCUAAGGGAGCUCUUUCCCUCCAGGGAGCCUGGCUGUUCCUGGUCCCUGGAAAACCCAGAUCCCACCAAGUACUCCCUCUACCUCCGCUUCACCCGCCACCCUAUCAUUUGCCGGACACACUCCCCCAUGCUCCUUUCCCUUGACCACCACCUGGCCAAUCAAAGCUGUCCCCUUCAAUUACAGACAGUCACUGCCAGGGAUCAGGAAGUCAUUGAUCUUUGUGGCAGUCAGUCCAACUCAGAUGGACCGUACUCCUUCCUACAGUUUGAUAAGAACUUUGUCCAACUAUGUCUAACGAGACAUCCAUCUGCAGACGAGCCUCAGGUAACUAAGGAAUUGCUGGAGCUGAGACUGGUAGAGGUGUUACUCAUUAACAAUGAGAACUCCAGUCAGUUUACCUGCGGCGUGCUCUGCAGAUGGUUUGAGGAGUGUUUACGCACAGGUCACAAUGGAGACCAGGAGGUUUCUGACGGAGACGGUUGUGGGAUGACCCAGACAGGAUGUAUCUGUCCGAACCACAACAUCAUGGCACCACCUAUUCCGUUGCUUCCGGAGACACCGCACAGUUUCAGCAACGGUUCGCUGGUUCCAGACGACUGCUGCGUCACUGAGCUGCAUUCCAAUGAAGCAAUCGCCAUAGCACCCAGAGAUGUCCGACAAGAUCCAUAUGACGAUGACCUGAAGGUGAAGACCCAAAGACCACGAUCAGCUGACCAGCCAGGUGUGUUUCAGGCACAAACAGGUGACCCUGCAGCAGAGGAGUGGUCGCAGUGGAGUGUGUGCUCUCUCACAUGUGGGCAAGGCUGGCAAGUGAGGACGCGAUCAUGUGUUUCCUCUCCCUAUGGGACACUGUGCAGCGGCGCCCUGCGAGAAACACGCAUGUGCAACAACACUGCUUCCUGUCCAGGUGAACCUGGUAUAACAGGCUCAGUGGAGGGCCAGUGGUUGGAGUGGGGGCCGUGGUCGGGAUGCAGUGUGACUUGUAACACGGGGACCGAGGAGAGGCAGAGGCGCUGCAGUGCGUCGGUGCACGGCUGGGCCGAAUGUAAGGGCCUCCAUCAGGAGAGCAGAGAAUGCACCAACCCUUCCUGCAGUGGUGGAGGUAACUGGGGCAGCUGGAACCACUGGAGUCUCUGCAGCAAGACGUGUGACUCCGGUUGGCAGCGCCGCUUCAGGAUGUGUGAGGGCACUGGAAUACAGGGCUACCCCUGCGAUGGCUCAGGGGAGGAGGUCCGGUCCUGUAACGAGAAAAAAUGCCCUGCUCCUCAUGAGAUAUGUAAAGACGAGCACCUUCUCUCUAUGUCAUGGAAGAGAGCCUCAGCCGGGGAAACGGUCUACAACAAGUGUCCAACUAACGCCACUGGAUCUGCUAGUCGUCGUUGCAUGCUGGACAAUAAUGGAGUUGCUUUCUGGGGUCCUCCGAGCUUCGCCAGAUGCGUCUCACUUGAAUAUAGAUAUUUACAUUUAUCUUUACGAGAGCAUCUCGCGAAGGGUCAGAGGACCCUGGCUGGGGAGGGCAUGUCUCAGAUCGUAAGGAGUCUCCUGGAGCUCUUGCAGAGGAGGAGCUACUACAGUGGCGACCUUCUCUUUUCCACGGAGAUUCUGCGAAAUGUGACGGACACCUUCAAAAGAGCAACCUACAUCCCAGCUCCCGACGACGUGCAGAAAUUCUUCCAGAUAGUCAGCCACAUGUUGGACAUGGAAAAUGUAGAAAAAUGGGAGGACGCACACCAGGUCGCUCCCGGUGCUGCUUUGCUGAUGAGGAUAUUAGAAGACUUCAUUCACCUCAUCGGAGAAGCCCAGAAGCCUUUCCAGAGUUUCUUAGUGGUUACCAACAACCUCAUGAUAACCAUCCAGCGAGAGCCGGUGUCAGCAGUUUCUAGCGAUAUCAACUUCCCCAUGAAGGGCCGGAGAGGGAUGAAGGACUGGGCCAGAACAGCGGAGGACAAGCUCUACAUCCCGAAAGAGGUCUUCACCAACCCGACCGAAGAGAUGGAGGCGGACUCCGAGUCUACAUUGUACUAUGUCAUCGGAGCCAUCUUGUACAGGACAUUGGGCAUCAUCUUACCUGCACCAAAGCCCCCUGCGGUAAUCAACUCCAAGAUCCUGACAGUGACGGUACGGCCUGAACCGCAACCCAGUGAGCCCAUGGUGGUGGUGGAGCUGUCACCGCUUAUUAAUGGUACAUCGGAUCCUCAGUGCGUUGUCUGGGACUAUGGCAACCCGGAAGCUGGCGCAGAAAACUGGGGCACAGAAGGCUGCCAAACGCUCGCGUCAACCACUGUCCACACCAAAUGCCUGUGCAGCAGGAUAUCCACCUACGCAGUGUUAGCGCAGCAAGCUAAAGACCCGGACAUGGGUCCUGCCAGCAUGCCCUCUGUGCCCCUGAUGGUGGGCUGUGGGGUCUCCUGCACAGCUCUGCUCAUCCUGCUGCUAAUCUACGCUGCCUUCUGGAGGUACAUACGGUCGGAAAGAUCCAUCAUCUUAGUGAAUUUUUGCCUCUCCAUCUUGGCCUCCAAUUUAUUGAUUUUGGUGGGACAAUCUCAAACACUUAGCAAGGGCCUCUGUACUGUGACUGCUGCCUUCCUGCAUUUCUUCUUCUUGGCGUCCUUCUGCUGGGUGCUGACAGAGGCGUGGCAGUCCUACCUGGCCGUCAUUGGCAAACUGAGGUCACGACUCAUUCGCAAGCGUUUUCUGUGCCUCGGCUGGGGUCUUCCAGCCCUAGUUGUAGCAGUGUCAGUGGGUUUCACCAGAGCAAGAGGUUACGGCACAGCCAGCUAUUGCUGGUUAUCCUUGGAGGGCGGGCUGCUUUAUGCCUUCGUUGGGCCUGCUGCUGUCAUUGUAUUGGUGAAUAUGCUCAUCGGAAUUGUGGUGUUUAACAAGCUCAUGUCUCGAGACGGCAUCUCAGACAAGUCUAAAAAGCAGCGAGCGGGGGCCUCUCUGUGGAGCUCCUGUGUGGUUCUUCCUUUGUUAGCAUUAACCUGGAUGUCAGCAGUGCUUGCCAUAACUGACCGGCGCUCCACACUCUUCCAGGUGCUCUUUGCCGUCUUUGACUCUGUCCAAGGUUUUGUCAUCAUCACCGUCCACUGUGCAAUGCGUCGAGAGGUGCAGGAUGCAGUGCGCUGUAGGAUGGGGGGAUGUAAAGACGACAGUGAAAACUCACCAGACUCCUGCAAGAAUGGACAGGUGCAGAUCAUGAAGUGUCCAAAUGUGAGCCAAUGCGGGCAGCAGUGUGGCUCUCUGCGUUACGGCACAGCUCUGUGUCUGCCGGGUGGCCACCCGCAGCCGGUCCCACCGAUGUGCCACCAGGCAUGCCAGCAAGCCUGUUACCACAGUCUGCCCUGCAGCAACCACAACCACGGGCUAGAGCUCAGCCACGCCCUCAGCCACGCGCAUGAGCAUAGCCCCAUCCUGAACAAUACCCACAACCACGCUCAUAACCAUAACCACGCCCACAACCACAUCGGCAGCCAACCAACGGAUUUUGAGAAGGAUGUGGACUUGGCAUGUCAAACAGAGAGAGGACACCCAUUCAUAUUCAAGGAGGUGAACACCUGCAACCCGGCCACCAUCACCGGGACACUUUCCCGCAUCUCCCUGGAUGACGAGGACGAUCCCAAGCUGGCAGCCCAUCAGGAGGGAGGAGUCGGGGUGAACUUCAGCUCCCUCCCCGGGAACAUUCCCCCUCCAAACCUCAUUGUACAGGUUCCACCCCUCAGUGGCCUCAAUGAGCUGAGCGAGACACCCCUGAAGAAGGAGGUGAACGUGGAUCAGCAGAGACAGCAGGGGCAGCAACGCAGCGGCGCUCCAAUCUACCUGUGCACCGAGAGUGGCCUGGGCUGGGCUCGACCGCCCACUUCCUCAAACACCUCCCAGGACGGAAGUGCCGGAAGUGGGGGAAGCGGAGGAGGAGGGGGAGGAGGAAGUGGCGGAGUAGGGGAGGGAGACUACAUGGUCUUACCUCGUAGGACGGUCAGUCUCAAACCUCCAGUGCCCUCCUCCCAAGGAGGAGGCCUGGGACUGGGGGGUGAGGACAAGCCUCUCAACAUCGCAGUGGAGGAUCCCCCUUUUCCCCCGCCUCCCUCUCCCCUGACCCUCCACCCAGCUGAGAGCGAGGCCUACCCAGCGGAUUUUGUGCCGUCCAGUGUGGGCGACAUGAACAUCACCAUGAACCUCAACCGCUCCUAUGGGACGAUCAAAACCAUGCCCCACGGGCACGGCCACAUGAUGGCUCAGGGUGGUCUUGUACACUCCCACGGAGGACACAUGCACACCCACGGGCAUUCGCUCCAGCUGAAGCCGGGCCAGAGGCCAUCAGUCAGACAGAUUCUGACAGGGGGAACCACAGUGGAGAGAACCAGGACCCUGCCACGCAAUCUGGGCAGCACCAAUGCCAACACCAGCCUCUCUGCAGGAUCCCUGGAGAGGAAAAGAGUACGGUACUCUGAGCUGGACUUCGAGAAAGUGAUGCACACUCGCAAAAGACAUUCUGAGCUGUACCAUGAGCUCAACCACUCGUCCAAGUUCCACACCAUAGACAGGUAUAGCAGGGACCCAGCCAUGUCCACAUUCAAGAGGGAAAAGCGAUGGAGCAUUUCGUCUGCCGGAGGUGAAAAGAACUCGUCGAGUGACAAGUCAACCCCGGAGGACCAGAGCUCCUGGGACAGCUUCAAAACCAUGACCCCCGAGCUGUCCAUUGUUCCUGGGGAGCAGAAGGACCGGAUGGAGCUGCACAAUAAGAACUGGGACUCCUCCUCUGCUAACACCCCUGACUCGUCCGAAGGAGACUUCCAGACUGAAGUGUGAAGACACACGGAUGUACACGCACUCACUUGAAUACACACAUGCUCAUGCCGAGAUGCAGAUGCACACAGAGAUACUGAACUUCUGAAAAGCUAUACAUAAGUACAUGAUUUUCCGCAAAGAUCUCACACACACUGCUCCCCGUCUCCUGCAAUGUGCUCUGUCAGAUCCCAUACUGUAUUUGUUUACUGCUGCAGUGGACAGACAUGGAAAGAAGACUGUUCUACUCUAUAUUUUCGCAAAGACUAUUGAAAAGAAAGAACAGGGGCUUGACACGUCUGUGACUGACAAAGAUUUUUAAAAGAAGUUAAGAAAACUAUGAAAAAACUUAUUUCUGAGAAAAAUGUCUUGAUUUUAUUCUGGAGAAAAAAGAAAAUCUCUUUCAAUUGUUUAAUGAUUUGGGGGGGAAAAAAGAAAAAGAAGAAUAUUUCUGCACCGUUCAGUUCUUUUUAUAGCAAGGGGAAAAAAAUCUCACUGAGGUUUCUCACACUGGUAGCCCCCUAGGCACCCUGCUUUCAUUUAUUUCCUUUUCCCUUCUAAUGGAUGACGAAAGCAUUCAGUGUCUCAGUCUUUCCUUUUUUAUUUUCAUUAGUUUCUUUUUCAUCAUUUUGGAUGGAUAGGGGAUGGGGGGACAGGGGAAAAGCUGCUCCUUGAUAUGUGCCAUCCUUUCCACUUUUUUCAGGUUCCAGUUCAACAGUCCCAGCCAUCCAUUUCUCUCACGUCCUCCGUGUCAACAUUGUAUUCCCCCUUUUUGUGUAUUUUCUAUGGUUUAGCUAAAGAAACGUCCUCCCCUGUGGUUUGAAACUUUUAAUGAAAAGAUAUUACGAUUGAAACAAAGAACUGAGUUGUGUUCUAUGGUCUAACUGUUCAAGAGGAAUUGAUUUAUUUUCAAACUGGUUUGGUUUGUGCUUGUGCUGCAUUUUUUUUUCUCAUUAUUUUUUUCUUUUCUUUUUAUUUCCUGUGAGAAUUAACCCAUGUGGAACUUAAAAAAACAUGAUUUAGGACACCCACAGCACAUAAAUGCUUUCUGAGGUAAUGUGCGCCACAUGUUACCCACCCAUGAGGGAAAAGAAGGAUCGCAAUCACCAUUCAGAUUCUUGAAUCUCCUUUUUUUUCUUCUUUUGUUUGCUUGGAGAUAAAAGCCUUUAAAGAUUGAAGCAUCUGAAUUCAUUUCAGCCAUCACCAAUCACAGUAAUUCCAGAGAAACAGAAUAUCUCAAGUCUUUUUCAGCCCAAAUGGAAUCCGUACAAGCUCUAUUUAGCAUCUCUCAUUUCGCUAAAACCUAUGCUGCUUAGAGUGAACUAUUCAUCAGUUUAGCGACUAACUUGCUCUUCCCCAGUUACUGAGGAAAUGUUGUUAGCUUUACGUGACCUGAGGAGGUUUUUUCAAGCCAAUAACAUGUGAAUCUAAACACCACCUGAGCCAAAUUCUUCGUCCUUUUCCAAGAACCCCAUCACAAAUUUAAAGACAAACAUGCCUCCCUCUUCUUUUUCGCCUACUGCCUUCCCUUCUCAUUUCUCCUUCUCUGUUGCUCAUUCUGCCCACCCAGCGUCGUGCUACCAGGAGGCAUGAAAUCUUAAUGUUAGCAGUGAAGCCAGAUGUAUAAUUCCUCGUUCGCAUGAAUCCCCGUCCGUGUGAUUGUACCCUGCGCUUGUGAGCACAGCAGCUGCAGAAAGAUAGAGUGAAAUAGAAACGCAGUGAGGGGAGCCACAGAGGUUAGAAGGCUACAGGGUGGCAGAGUGAAGAGGGAAAAGCUAAAAAAAAAAAAAAAAAAGCCAGUGGUGGUGCUUCCUGCUUGACAUUCUACAUCCGUACUACCGACGCUACAAGAGGACAACCAGUUUCCCGCUGUUUCUACAUUAGCACAUCAGUCCUCGGCACACCAACAGAGGGAUGGAGACAGUGUCAGAGUGCAGGAUGAAUUCAAUAGAUGGCUUGAUAACUUUUCUGCCGAUGUUCAAAGCUCGCCCAAAUCUAACGGUGUGGAGAAACAGAUGAGAGACAAUUUAGGGCAGCAAAAAGUGCAAGAGAAAACUGUAGCCAUGGAAAAAGAUCCAAAAAUAUAUAGCGAGAAAGCUAGAGGCAGACAGAGAUGCAGAUUAAGAAGGGGAGUGCUCAAAACAGUAAUUACCCGGGGAUGGCGAUUUGUCCUGACAUUUUCCAAUGCAGCCCUCAAACCAUCUGUUUAAAGAUCCCUAAUGUGGUAGUACUGCAGCACAGCGCAGAUGGUGAGACAAGAGUGCGGCCCUCCUAACCUUUCAAGCUAAUCAGCUGAUACACAAACCUACAGCCCGCUCCCUCUCACAGGAGAGAGGGGUAGGUUCGGCCCCACGUCGCCCAGCUAAGGUCACAUUCACCUGACCUUCUGUGCGGCUCAGGAUUCAGAUCUCCCGUACAGUGUGUCCAAACAGAAGCAAGCAGCGGUCCGUCAGCACCACGGUCUCAGUCAGUGGGUGAUGCUGUAUAGUGGAAGAAAACAUCAGUCUCAGGGGAAACAGAUUUGACCUUUACACAGACAAAACAUUUUUUUUUUUAAAUAUAUACAGUAUAUAUAUAAAACAGAACUUGUUAAAGAGAAAGCUGUAGAUGAGCUCUCCCUAUAAAGCCUUGUUCCCAUGGUAACUUAUAAAUGGAAUUUGAUGAAAGGAGAAAAAAGGAAAGAAAAAGAAAGAAAUGUGAAUGUUUGAUUUCAGCGCAGUGUGCGAUUUCGUUCAUUUUUUUCUCUGUAUUUUGCUCAUUGCACACGAACGGUGUGAGUAGGUUUCACCUCAGUGAGGGCCGGAUUUUUAAGUGUUCACCUCCGAGAACGGUAAGUGCUUGACUGACUGAGAUUGAUGACUGAUCAUUUGAGUGUGCCACCGCAACUACGGAUCAUCCUGCAAUUUCACAGUUUUCCUUUACUCUGAUAAACUGAUGCAAAUGCUGACACAUGAAGAUGAUAGAGUGUAUGCUAGUACGUCAGAUUGUUUUCCUUUUGUGUGUUGAAAGCCUGCCAAACUCAACAGCCCAUGCAGAGAGAUGAAACACGGGCAAGCCCAAUUUGCAACUUAACUCCAGGCGGACACCAACUCCAAAACCUACUAUACUCACCUUCACAUCCACCUUCACCCUUUAGCCUUCGAUGCUUAGGUGUUAACCGACUGCUACAACCAUCCAACAUUCCAGUUGAUUUAUUAUUGAAAAACCCCCCUCCCUUUCCUUUUCUCCCUCAUUUCUGUUCUUUUUAUACAUAAGAUUGUACAAAGUAGUCCUCUAAUGUUUUCAUAGUGUCUUUUUAUAUGAAAAUAAAUU